AUGGCGCAGGUUCAGCAUCAUCAGAGUCCGGUGCCGGCUCCGCCUAACGGCGUCGCUCCGGCGCAGAAUGCGAACCAGUUCGUGACGACGUCGUUGUAUGUCGGUGAUCUUGACCAGAAUGUCAACGACUCGCAGCUCUACGAUCUGUUCAACCAGGUCGGCCAAGUCGUUUCGGUUCGCGUCUGCAGGGACUUGACAACGCGUCGUUCACUCGGCUAUGGCUAUGUCAAUUACAGUAACCCUCAGGAUGCGGCGAGGGCAUUGGAUGUGCUGAAUUUCACUCCACUGAACAACAAAUCUAUUAGGAUCAUGUAUUCUCAUCGGGAUCCUAGUAUUCGGAAGAGUGGUACUGCGAAUAUUUUUAUCAAGAAUUUGGAUAAGGCUAUUGAUCACAAGGCCUUACAUGAUACUUUUUCUUCUUUUGGACACAUUCUUUCUUGCAAAAUAGCAACUGAUGCUUCUGGCCUGUCUAAAGGCUAUGGUUUUGUUCAAUUUGACAAUGAAGAGUCUGCACAGAAUGCUAUUGACAAGUUAAACGGCAUGCUGAUCAAUGAUAAGCAGGUCUAUGUAGGGCCUUUCCUCCGUAAACAAGAUAGAGAGAAUGCUCUCAAUAAGACCAAAUUCAAUAAUGUCUAUGUGAAAAACCUUUCAGAUUCAGCCACAGAUGAGGAGUUAAAGAAUGUAUUUGGAGAAUAUGGUACCAUUACUAGUGCUGUAGUAAUGAGAGAUGCAGAUGGUAAGUCCAAGUGUUUUGGUUUCGUCAAUUUUGAAAACCCAGACGAUGCUGCCAAAGCUGUUGACGGGCUUAAUGGGAAGAAAUUUGAUGAGAAGGAGUGGUAUGUUGGAAAAGCCCAGAAAAAAUCUGAGCGUGAACUUGAAUUGAAAGGACGAUUUGAGCAGAGUAUAAAGGAAGCUGCUGACAAAUUUCAGGGUGUGAACUUGUACCUCAAGAACUUGGAUGAUACUAUUAGUGAUGAAAAACUUAAAGAAAUGUUUUCUGAGUUUGGUACAAUAACUUCAUACAAGGUAAUGCGAGACCCAAAUGGAAUUAGUAGAGGAUCAGGAUUUGUUGCAUUUUCAACCCCUGAAGAAGCAUCUCGUGCUCUUGCUGAAAUGAAUGGAAAAAUGAUUGCUGGAAAACCUCUGUACGUUGCCCUGGCACAAAGAAAAGAAGAGAGGAGAGCUAGGUUACAGGCACAAUUUUCACAGAUGAGGCCUGUUGCAAUUACUCCUUCUGUUGCACCCCGUAUGCCUCUCUACCCACCUGGUGCUCCUGGUAUAGGACAACAAUUUUUGUAUGGGCAAGGCCCCCCAGCCAUGAUGCCUCCACAAGCUGGAUUUGGUUACCAGCAGCAACUAGUUCCUGGAAUGAGGCCUGGUGGCGGUCCAAUGCCUAGCUUCUUUGUUCCUCUGGUUCAGCAGCAGGGACAACAAGGUCAGCGUCCAGGUGGCCGCCGUGGAGCAGGUCCUGUGCAACAACCGCAACAGCCAGUGCCAAUGAUGCAGCAGCAGAUGCUUCCAAGGGGAAGAGUCUAUCGUUACCCUCCUGGCCGCAACAUGCAAGAUGUCCCGCUGCCAGGUGUAGCUGGUGGAAUGAUGUCAGUUCCUUAUGAUAUGGGAGGUCUGCCAAUGCGUGAUGCUGUGGGACAGCCAAUGCCUAUUCAAGCUCUGGCUACGGCCCUUGCAAAUGCUCCACCUGAACAGCAGAGGACUAUGCUGGGUGAAGCUUUAUACCCGCUUGUGGAUCAGCUGGAACAUGACGCAGCAGCAAAGGUUACUGGCAUGCUUUUGGAGAUGGACCAGCCUGAAGUUCUACAUCUGAUCGAGUCACCAGAUGCUCUGAAGGCAAAAGUUGCUGAAGCCAUGGAUGUGUUGAGAAAUGUUGCUCAACAGCAAACCAACCCUGCUGAUCAACUAGCUUCGCUCUCGCUCAAUGACAAUCUUGUGCCUUAG
Sphenostylis stenocarpa is the source of this 1953-nucleotide messenger RNA. NCBI's taxonomy places the organism in Eukaryota, Viridiplantae, Streptophyta, Magnoliopsida, Fabales, Fabaceae. The record is from the annotation of a GenBank genome assembly.